AUGAGCGGUUACGAGCCUCGCUUUGCUGCUUCGGCGGCCAGCGUUGGGUCAAACACUGGGCUUCGAGGCCACGCUCAAGCUCCAGCUGGCUCUCAUUUUUCCGAAGGUCCUGCUAGCACUGGCAAUGCCUCGCCAACACAAGGCGCGUCUGCACCCCCUGCUCAGCCUAAACAACCGUUCUACAAGACGAGGCGUUUUAUAAUUUCUCAACUAAUUAUUAUACCUCUUGGGAUCGUGAUUCUUUUCGUUCUACUUUUCCCCGUGGUCAAGGCUGUCGCUCAGCUCGUCGUAAAUCGGGCUACUCUAGAUAUUCAGGUAGCAGCAAUCACGGCUCCCACCAACAAUUCUUUUAUGCUGGCUAUGCAAGGCAAUGUCGCCCACACUGGCUUCAUACCGGCGUCGAUCAAUUUCCAAGAGCCAGUCGACGUUACGUGGAUCAGAGAUGAUGGCUCUCAAAUUCCAAUGGGACAACUUUCGCUCGAUUCUCUUCACGCACGCAAUAAACGCGCGAAUAUAAACCAAACAGCGACGCCGUUCACGAUAGUCAACGAGACGGCGUUCAGUCUUUUCUCGGCCCAUUUAAUUACUGAUCAAAACUUUACCUGGCGACUGGAGAGUUCCAACCUUCGCGUUCAGGCUGCGAAGUUCCCUGUCUCGAAGGGCAUCAAAUUCAAGAAGGACAUUACGAUGAAAGGUUUCAACAGCUUCUCUGGAAACGUCGCCAUCCAGGAAUUCCAACUUCCCAGCGACAACCCUGCGGGUGGUAUCGAUUUUGUGGCAGUCACUGCGUUGAGCAAUCCGAGGCGAGUUGCAUUCAACCUCAACCUUGGCACAACUAUUUUUGCGUUGAGCUAUAAAAAUGUUUCUCUCGGUCUGGGCACAAGCACUAAUACCGUAAUCGCUCCUGGGAACAACACGAUCACGCUGAGGGGUGUGCUCGAAAAACACACUGACCCAAAUGAGAUAGCAGUUAUCUCGGAGUUGUUCACCAAUUACCUCAAUAGCAAAGUGACACCUGUCCUUGCAACUGGCGUCUCCACGUUACAAGCAGAUGGAUCCGCCAUCUCGUGGCUCAGUGCGGGUCUCAAAGCACUCAACUUGAAUGUCCCUCUCGUCCCGCCAACUCCGAUCAACCCCAUCAACGCCAUCUCGAUCGGUAAUUUCGACCUUGCCUUCUCCCAAGACAAGCCAUGGAGUCCUUCGGCCACGAGCAACACCGUGACCGCUGCGUUGGGAUUGCCCUUCGGUUUCAGCGUUUCGAUUGGGCAAAUCCAGAAUACGUUCGACAUCAAGAUGAUGGAUGACCGCACUGUGGCUGGUUUAUCUACACCGCUGGGAGCGUCGACCUCGAAGAUCGCUGUUUACGGGCCAACCAACAUCACUGGCCAGGUCGACAUCAGCAUCAACAACACAAAUUUGAACUCCGCAGACGUCGACCACCCCACGUUCGCGGCUUUCAACAAAGACUUGACGAACAAGGAUGUUGCGCCUUUCCGUCUCGUUGGCCAUUCCCGUGCCGUUGCUACGCUGGCCCUUGGGACUAUCACUUUGGAUCCUAUCAACGUGAAUGUGACAACUUCCCUGAAAGGUCUUCAAGGCCUCAAAGGGAUGGUGACCAUUGGAUCAGUCGACGUACAAGGCGGAACUACUGAUGGAAUAACCCUUGGAAUCCAAGUAUCUAUCAACAAUCCGUCCAACUUAAAGCUCGCCAUUGGCGAUCUGACCCUGAACCUUUUGCGGGACGGUGCCAACAUUGGUACAGCUGUUAUUCCCAACUUGACUUUGAAUAUGGGAGUGAACAACGUUACUUCGAAAUCAACAUUCAAGGCCAAUGCGAGCCCCCAAGGCCUUCAAACGCUCAACGAUUUCGUCGGCGGCAAGGAUGUGCAACUUAGCAUUGCCGGAUUCGACCAAUCCACCAAGGUUGCUUCGUUGGCGGAUGCGUUAGGAUCAAUCGACGUAUCUGCUAACCUUCCAGCUCUCAAGACGAAACUGUUGGAUACCGCGGCCCUGGAAAUUUUGACGAGCACCGGACGCUCGAGUAACAUCAGCCAUGUUACUGUCUCCCUUGCCAACCCAUUCACGACCCCGUUGCAAAUUACAAGCAUCAAGUCAACCGUCUCUGCAUUUGGAAUCAACCUCGGCACAAUCGAUUCCAAAACUGGCUUUGCCAGCCCGGGCAAAGCGACGACAAAAUCGCCGCCCUUGGAGCUCAAUAUGAACGUCGAGCCUUCCACAUUGUUCUCGCUCACUCGGCGUCUUGCUCUCGAAGCGGGUUUAAAUGUCGACCCUCUGGAUCAGAUUGUCCAAAUUGGCGGUAUCUCGUACCUUCCCGCUGCCGCCACAGGCUCGUCCCCAAUCCGCCGUCAUUUCAGUCGUGACACCAACGUCUUUACUGGCUUCAAUCUGCCUAAUUUCGUCCAAGCGGCCUUCAAGAAACUUCAAUCGGAUGUUGAGCUGACUGCGGGUGUUAACAUUGGAGACUAUGCUACCUCGUUGACUUACAGUCAAACGGGACUCCCGACCAACACAGAUGAUACCCUCAACCUUAUCCUUCCGGUUCUCGCGCAGCCUAUCGUACAGAAGCUAGUCGGAGGUUCUAAACUUGGUCUCGACACAAUCUUGAUCAAAAAUCCUGCUCAAGAAGCGUUCACUGCCCAGUUGAAAGGAGCAAUCACGAACGCUGGUCCUUUUGACGCUUCGAUUGCUUUCGCAGGGCAAGGCCUGACCGUCAAUUGGAAUGGUGGUGCGAUUGGUCACAUCAAGAUGGACCCUCUCAAAGUUGUGGCUGACGCUGGCGCGACCUUGGAUACCUCGUCGACCUUCUCUGUCGCAGAUGCCGGUCGUCUCACGGACUUCACCAAGGCUUUAUUGACACAGGAGAGCUUCGACUGGCAAAUUAGUGGUGAUAACCUCACAGUUUCAGCCCUCGGCAUCGACGUGACAUCCAUUUCUGCUGCCUACAGCGUGUCACUCAAAGGCUUCAACGGUUUGAAGGGUGGCGUAGUCAUCAAGACCUUCGACCUGCCGUCAGACGAUCCAGCGGGCGGAAUUCAUCUUACCCUUGAUGCAACUGCAGCCAACCCAUCUCAAGUUGGCAUAGAGCUCUCCUCUCUCAGCUUCGACACAUUCGCCAGCGAUACAAAGAUUGCCUCUGUCUCGACUGGGUCUGUUACGCUUGCACCGGGAGCUACCUCGCAACUGGCUCUCACUGGUCGCCUCCUCCCACAAUCAUCUGCCGAAGGACUCGCAGUGGUCUCCGAUGUGUUCAACAGAUUUGUUCAAGGGCAAAAUAGUGAUGUCGUUGUUCACGGUGUUGGUGCUGGGUCGAGCAGUGUCACGUGGCUAAAUGACGGUAUCAAAGCUCUUCAGGUCGCCACCGUUCUCCCGAACCAAGGCAAAUUGACCGUCAUCAAGUCGAUCUCGCUCAACCAGCUAACGCUCGCCUUCACCGAGAGCACCGCUUACGGACCAUUGGCAUCAACAUCGAAUACUGAGGCUGCAUUCACGCUUCCCUUCGCCUUCCCAAUCGAUAUCACAUCGUUACAACAAACUAUUCACGUUGGGUACCAGGGUAACGAUAUAGCACAGCUGGCUAUUCCUCAAGCCCCUGCGAAGACGGAUGUGGGUUCCCGAAUCAUUCACCUCACCUUCGAAGAUGUUGCUUUCGCCGCAGCUGAUGGGAUGCACUCGCAAUUUGAUGGCUUCGUUGCGGAUACCACUGUCGGAAAUCAGGUUACCCUCAAGCUGUCUGGCUCUGCUGCCGCAGACGCAAGGACUGCUGUCGGUGUCCUUGCUCUGAAAGGCAUCGACUUUUCUGUGGAUUCAACAAUCGCUGGCCUUCAAGGUCUCAACGCGAGACCCAUCACUGUUGCCAAUCUUGAUGUCAAACACGGCUUCUCAGACUAUCUGCUCAUUACGGUUGAUUCUGCGCUGUUCAACCCUAGCAACUUAACGAUUGGCACUGGCGACGUUUCUUUCAAUCUUCAGUUCCAGGAUCAAACCAUUGGCAGCGCUGACCUUGCCAAACUCGUGAUUACACCUGGAAACCGCAGCUACCCUAUCGAAGUGCACUACGCUCCCCAAGGGUCGAGCGCUUUGACUGCUGGAAAGGCUCUGCUUCAGAACUAUAUCCAAGGUGUCAACUCUGAUACUGCCAUUGGGGGCUCAACCAGCUCGACGCCUAUCCAAUCACUAAAACAAGCGUUGUCCAAAAUCCAUCUCUCACCCGUCACCAUUCCUGCGCUUCACCAAAACUUGAUUCGGUCCGCUUCGAUCAAGUUCCCGACUAAUAUCGUCCAAACCGGCAUUGCCCAAGCUACAUUCAUUUUGGAUAAUCCAUUCACUGCCAGCAUUAACUUGCUCAAGGUCAACACCGUAGCAACUUUCCACGGUGUGCCCUUGGGAACUAUCGACGCAGAUGUGUCCGCCAACCCGAUUCAUGCGGACGGACACGGGUCUGUGACAUCGUCCCCAUUACCGCUGAAAUUCAACCUAAACCCACUCGCUAUCAUUGGGUUGCUUACCACGCUUGCGCAAGAAAACAACGUCAAUCUCGGACCACUGAUCCCUCUCUUCCAAUACGUUGUCAGCAACCCUGAUAUCAAGACAACUGUCACAACAGCCGUCGACCUCACUCCGUCGACCUGCGUCAGCGGACAACAGUUCGAUUUCGCUGCGGCCAUUCUGACCGACCUGAAGAACUUGAAAGCGGAUCUCGCCGUCCAGUCUGGGUUGAAGCUCGACGAUUAUGCCACCGACCUCUCCUUCUCGCAGAAAACCGUCCCUAUCCAGACUGACAUGACUGCUCUGUUCCUCAUCGGUGCGGUAGCUGCCCCAGUCGCCCAGCAUUUGGUCGAUGGUGCCAAUUUGGCGUUCUCACAAGCUAACAUCACCAAUAUCUCGGACGAAGGGUUCGAUUUGUCGCUUCAAGGUUCCAUCACCAACAUCGGCCCUCUUGACGCCACUAUUACCUUUGUGGAUCCCUUAACCGUUACUUGGGAAGGUCAAAACAUCGCUCAGAUCGCCUUACCCCCUGUGUGUGUGGCUGCCAACACUGGUCUCCCCAACUAUUCCACUAAGGCGCGAUUGACUAUUACGAACUCCGGUGCAUUCACCGAGUUCGCAACCAAGAUUCUGCACGAUGCAGAAUUCACGUGGACGGUCACGACUCCUAAACUCCGUCUUCAGGCUUUGGGAACCAUCUUUGAUAAUGUGCAACUCACCAAAGAUCUGAAGUUCAAAGCUUUCAACAACCUUCCUGGCGUUACGAUCAGCAACUUCCAGCUGCCUUCUGAUGACCCCGCCGGCGGAAUCCAUAUCGAAACUGACUCUUUGAUUCCUUCGACAGCUCAACUUGGUCUGGAUCUUGGCACCGUCACUUUCUCCAGCUCGUUCCAAGGAGUCGAAAUCGGCCCUCUCGCCGCCAGCAAUCUAUUCCUUGCCCCCACUGCGACCACCAAGACUCAUCUCACUGGCCGUAUCACGCCGAAGAGCGGCUCUGACUUGGACACGAUUGGCGUUUUAUUCAGCAACUACCUUGCUGGCAAGAAUCAAACGUUGGCAGUCAGUGGCCAGUCGGUGCAGCCGAGUGGAUCCUCUGGCCCCGUAGCAUGGUUGAGCGCUGCCUUCAAGACUCUCACUCUCGAUGUUACUCUUCCCGGGCAGACCUUCACAGUUAUCAACGCUAUCACAAUCAACCAGAUUGCGUUAACUAUGGUCAACCAGGACCAGGCCUCCGCAGCAUUGUCUUCUUCGGACAAUACGUUGGCCAAGUACAAGAAUCCAUUCGGCUUCUCAUUGCAGGUUGUCGAAGCUGGUGAAGAACUUCUCCUGAGUGAACUUGGUCUCGACAUCGCGAGGUUGUCACUCCCCAUGGCCCCCGUGGACGCUGGUGUCUCUACUGGCAACGAGGCGGACCUUCACAUCACUUUCAAGGACCAACCGUUGACUGCCGCGACCGACAGUGGAUACCAACUCCUUUUGGCGGUCGCGCUUUUGACGCCUUCGACGCAAUUCGUGAUUUCAGGCAAUGCAAACGUGUUUGCAAAGACAACAAUAGGAAAUGUCCCCAUUUCGGGCAUCCCCUUCAAUGUUGAUUCCACGAUUGUGGGCAUCAACUCGUUCAAUAACAAAGCAACUUUGGCGGAUGUCGCUAUUACUGGCAGCGGUGGCGCAGGAGGCUCAGAAUUCAUUGUCGUGCCUCUCACUACUACACUCCAGAAUCCCUCGAACAUUUCUCUGAAGACCGUGGACAUCUCAUUGCCUGUCAUUUACCAGGGCGUUAGCAUCGGGCGAGCAGCGAUAAAGGAGUUGGACCUUGUUCCAGGUGAAAAUAAGGUGGCGACCGAGUUCCACUACGGCCCUGCAGAUGCCAACAACACUGUCGCGCAAGCCUUCGUUACCAACUUCAUCCAGGGCAAUGCUGUGAUUCCGUUGGCAAUCCAAGGUGAUCUGCAAAGUACUCCAUUCGCGUCGCUUGCGCCAGCGUUAUCAAGUUUGGCGCUGUCUACUGGCGUGCCAGGUCUCGGUCAGGCGAUCCUCAUCACACAUAUCAAUGUGUACAUUACCCUGGAGUCGCUGGUGACCAACAUCGUCAGCAUUGACUUCGAUUUCCAAAAUCCUCUCGAUACUGAAAUAACCAUCAAACACAUCCAAGUCGACAGUGGUCUGAACGGCAUCAUCUACGCGUUCGUCACGACCGACAUGGACUUCACCAUUCCCGCCCAUGGCACUGCCAACUCUGGCAACAUCGGCAAUGUGUUGUUGACGCAAGGAGCGAUUGCCUCGCUGGCCAUCAUUCCCGAGCAGAAGUUGGACCUCUUCGCGGCAUCCACGGUUCAAGUUGGUAAGGGCGGUUACACGCUUCCUUGGCUCAAGAUUACGGAGUCGAGCGUGCCGACUGCUUACUCCCUCCAACUUGGCUUGGCCGCGAUGCAGAAGGCUGCAACAACGAUAGCCGCCAGCUCGUCAGCGGCGCUCGCCAGCUCUGCAGCGGUAGUUGUGUCAAGUGCAGUCGAAGUCAAAUCUCAAGAUAACACUAAUACCCAACCAACAAAGGCCCCUGAGGCACAGGAGCCGGCGGAGUCCAAGCCCGCGGUGGUGGCCGCAUCCAAUCCGGCACCCGUCUCGUCUGCUGCUUCGUAG
Mycena indigotica is the source of this 7146-nucleotide messenger RNA. RefSeq lists its product as uncharacterized. Gene Ontology annotation, cellular component: fungal-type vacuole membrane. The record is from RefSeq and is a predicted model, not a curated record. The transcript has 33 exons. Bases 1 to 7146 code for a protein of 2381 amino acids. NCBI's taxonomy places the organism in Eukaryota, Fungi, Basidiomycota, Agaricomycetes, Agaricales, Mycenaceae.